AGUGCAAAAAGAAAUGAACAAUGUGUAACACCAUGUAAAAGCGAUCCACUCAAAUUGACCUUAUCCAAGGUACUUCCUAUGUUUGCGAUUCUCUCUUGCACACGUUUUCACUCGAGUGCACUGCACUAAAGAGUGCGGUGGAAAAUAUGCAAUAAAAAGAGGAAACACUGAAAUGAAAACGAAGUUGGCCAAAAACAAAACUCAACUACGUGCCAAACGGAAGAAGAACCAAAUCGUCAGACAGAGAAAGCUGAGAAGAAUCUGUCAAAUUGCAAGUCAAAUUAACUGAGAACAUUCUGUGCCCGACGUUAGUGCAGAUCGCAACGGAAAACUGAAGCUCCUAUUCGUAAGAAACGAAAGUCUAACAGGAAGAUACAGUGGAUAAACAUUCCGGAAUUUUAACGGCCUGUAUAUAUUAAUGAAUUAAUCAGAAUGGCCUUGACUUCGACCUGGAGUCAACUUUGGCUGGUGCUGCUCUUGGUCGUGGGCCUCUCGCUGGGUUUACCGAGCCUGGAAAAUCAUACGCAAGAUCAAAUCGAACAGGUGAUAGCUUGCAGACAGCCCAAGGCACCUGGUUUGUGCCGAGGUCGUCAAUUGCGAUAUGCCUACAACAAAAAGACGGGGAACUGUGAGAGCUUCUACUACACGGGCUGUGCCUCCACUGAGAAUAACUUCCUGACCUUCGAGGAGUGUCGCAGGGACUGCAUGCAACGCCUGCGCUACUGAAAUCCUCUUAAGCUAUGCCUAAUAUAUAUUUAAUGUUACAAAAA
Molecule: messenger RNA, 770 nt
Organism: Drosophila rhopaloa
Lineage: Eukaryota; Metazoa; Arthropoda; Insecta; Diptera; Drosophilidae
Product: kappaPI-actitoxin-Avd3d
Exons: 2
Coding region: 433-726 (97 amino acids)
Molecular function (GO): serine-type endopeptidase inhibitor activity
Source: RefSeq, a predicted model, not a curated record